Coregonus sp. 'balchen' is the source of this 21489-nucleotide messenger RNA. Lineage: Eukaryota; Metazoa; Chordata; Actinopteri; Salmoniformes; Salmonidae. The record is from the annotation of a GenBank genome assembly.
CAUGUAUCAGAGUUAUUAGCAGUGGUGCGUCUUCCGUUCAUCCACCCGUCCUACCUGCUGAACGUUGUGGACAACGAGGAGUUAAUAAAGACGUCGGAGGCGUGUCGAGACCUGGUCAACGAGGCCAAGAGAUAUCACAUGUUACCUCACGCCAGACAGGAGAUGCAAACUCCUAGGACACGACCACGGCUAUCUGCAGGUAGGUGUACACCAGGGAUUGGCAACUGACGGGCCGCAUGCGGCUCGGGGCCCCUCUUUUGAAGGCCCCUCGGAUCAAUAAUUAUCAAAUAAAUUAUAUUAUAUCUUUCUUAAUUUUUUGAGGGGGGGGGGCUCAGUUGGGGUCUCAACGUACUGUUGCAAGUUAGAAUAGUAGAAUACACAAGGUGCAAUUUCGAAAUUUGGUUGUGUAUCAGCAGUUUUAUCUUAUGUCUGUCACUGAUUAGUCACUCAAUUAGCCCAUGUCAGCAAAAAACAAAAAAUCGAUUGGUAAAUUAGCCUCGCAGUUAGCUAUCUAAACUUAGUAAUCAUGGUCGAAUUACCAGCCGAGGGGCCCCCAUUGAUUUUGUUAGUUUCACUUAGAUAUCAUAUUAAAAACUUUCAACAUUUCUCUCCACCCUAUGGCAAAAUGAGUAGAAUUGCAUGAAAUGAGUUAUAAAAUUGCUAAAUAUUCUCCCCGCCCCAUGGCAAAAUGUGUAGAAUUGCAGCAAACUUGCUUUAAAACUGAAACUCUCUUUUUCUCUCUCUCUCGGAUGCAUGAGCCUUAGGCUAUAGCCUAAACCUAUUCAUUUUUUUUGUAACAGACACUCCUUCACUAUCUUGUGUCUAGCUGAUUAAAAAAACGUAGCCUGUAUUACCUUCUCUCGCUCCAUUUGAUAGGCUAUGAAUAUGACUUUGGGCUAUAGGCUACGCUUUCAUCAUUUUAUGCAUGGCUUUCUCCGGAUCAAACAAUGAAUGUAACGGAGUUCCAUCUCAAAAAUUUAUUUGAAUAGCCUAAAAACUUAACGUAGCCAGGGGACUAAUAAUGAGAGAGAACAUUCAAUAGCCUAUAGAAACAUUUAACGACAAGUUCAAUCAAAGCUUAUUUAGAAAGAAAUUAUCCAUACAGGCCGGGAAAAUCCCUCCAUGCGAGGUUGAAAUUAAACCAAAUGGUCAAUAACCUAUCAUAAAAGCCUAUCAUAAAAUCUUUAAGACAAGUUAAAGUUAUGAACAGUAGCUUUUUCCCCAAAUAAUCUAGCCUAAGAAGGUGUUCUCCUAUAGUUGCUGCUUUCAAUAAUAACAAGAAUGAAAGUCUAUAGCCUAAGCCUAGGUUAUUCUCAAUCACAGCUUUAUGAGAGAUAGAACAAACAAUAGUAUUUAUUUACUAUGUUAUGAGACAAAUAAAGCUAUUAUUAUCCCGUUCUGAAAACGGGGGACAGUCAGUUUCUAUCCAGCCCAUUAAGUAUAGCCUAACUCUCUAGGGUAAGACUGUUCGUCAUCAGACAUUCGCCACACAGACACACACACACACACACACACCUGUUCCAUACUGAAGAUACUCUAUCAGAAAGGAAAAUUAGAAAAGAUUUGCCUCCACUUAGCCUCUGCCCAGGCUUUCAACAACAUUAUCUUUUGUCAUGAUUCGUCCGGUUGUAGCAUUCCAUUUUGUGCUAUAGCCCAAUGGUCGUUUUAGGUGAGUUUUUAUUUAUUUUUGGUUGGCCAAUAGGGGGCGAUACCAUCGUAUAUUACAAUGUUUUAUGGGUACAUCAUCUAGAUAGGACAAAGGUUGACAUCGCCUAACCCUAACACACACACACAGUCACACACACACAUGGGCUGUCACAUGCAUGCCAGGAUAUAGCUCAGUUGGUAGAGCAUGGCUUUUGCAACGCCAGGGUUGUGGGUUCGAUUCCCACGGGGGGCCAGUAUGAAAAACUUAAAAUAAAAUGUAUGCACUCACUAACUGUAAGUCGCUCUGGAUAAGAGCGUCUGCUAAAUGACUAAAAUGUAAAUAUGCAAUGUAGAAGGCACAAUGAAGCAAUGACUGAAAUUCAUAUUUGGAGCAGGAGAAGAAAGAAAUAACAAAAGUAUGCCAUUUACAUCCGAUGAAAUACUUUGGAUCGCAUUAACAAACAAUAUUGGUGUCCAAAACCAUCAGUAGUUUUCCAGUAAUGUCAAAAUGAAACAAAAUAAGAGUUUGGGUUGUGUGUGAGCCCUGUUACUAUGAAAGCUUUGGAUGGCCAACCAUAACAGUGUCCCUGGGAUGUCUGUGCUGAGGAACUCGGGGUGCUUUUACAGUAGGCCCAAUACAUAAACAUCUCCUAGUACCUCCUAAACACCAGCUGCUUUCAGCACAGAACAGUCCAGGCAUUUACAGUAUCUUAUUCCUAUUAUUAUUCUAUAACAAGAAGUUAACUUCCAACCAGCCAUUCACUCUCCAACCAUUCAGGCUGUCCCAUUCAGUUUGUUUACAUCAUUAAAGCAGAUAUUUAUGGGAAUAAGUAGCCCUGGACAGACAAAGUGCUUUUGUUCGUUAGAUUUUCCUGCCACUCGGCCAAGUCUUUUUUCUGGUCCCCCCUCAAUAAAGAGCUGUCUAAUUAGUGUGUGUGUGUGUGUGUGCACGAAACUUAUUAGCGCCUAGCACGAACAUAACACAUUUUCUGCUUGGUAGAAUGAAGGUAAUUGCUAAACAAAUGUCACUUUAUGGUGUGGACAGUUUAUGAACCUGCCUUUUCUGUUCUGCUCAAGGUGCACGCACACACAAUCUCUCUCUCUCUCAUUGGUAAACAAUCAGAGUAAAUGGUGGUAGUUUAAUGGUUUGUGUGUUUAAUUGUUUAAAUUGCAGAGUGGGGUAGUGGUUUUAGUUUUAUGGAAGGGGGGAAGACUCUCGAAAAGACGUUCCAAAAACAAUACUUGUGUAUAAUUCAUUAUGAUAACAAGGUUCUCUCUCUCUCUCAAUUCAAUUCAAUUUAAGGGUUUUAUUCUCUCUCGCUCUCUCUCUCUCUCAUCUGAGGUCAAACAUCUCUCUAUUCAGGGUUCUAGCCAGGCUUGGUCCCUGGUUAGUGUGUGACUGAUUGAGUGUGGUGUUAGCCUGGCCAUCUGGUCCUCUGGCUGACUUGGCUCUGAGAUGCACAGCGGGGCUGAGUCAGAGGGACAUGGAGGCUGCUCCUAAAGAAAGUUCAGUUAAUCCUAAUGGUGACCAGCAGUGACCUGUGUCAGGAGGAGGGAGAGAGGGAGGAUGAGAUAGUGGAUGGGGGAGAGAGAAGGAGGGAGAGAAAGAGAAGUUGAGGGUGGACGAGAGAGAAAUAGACAGAAUAGUAGGAAUUGAGGGAAUGCAGUGUGUGUGUGUGUGUGUGUGAGCCUGAAAGAUGGGGCACCACCUGAGCUUGGAAGAUAAGUCUCUCAAGCGUUGAAAAAAAAAGGUGUGUGUGUCCGUAGACCUAUCUCCCUGCCAGCGAUCUCUGGUGUCACAGCAGGAGACACAGUUCACCAGAACAACAUACUCCCCUACUCUACCUCAUCCUUCUCCUUCAUAUCCUCUUCCUCUACUCCCCCUGUUACUUCUCCUCCUCUACCUCUUCAACCACUUUUUGAUCAUCCUCUUCCAUCUCCUCCUCUCUCUCCUCCUCCCGUUGCUCUCUUGUCCACAUCAGGACACAUCAGUAUCCUAUCCCGGUGAAGAUUUCUCACCACCUGCUACAGACAACAAGAUUUCACGGUCUGACUUGAGUAUUCAAAAGUUGUCCGGGAGUGGGGGUUAAGUUUACGCAUUAAUUCGGACUAGUUAAAGCCACACUCAGUAAGUCCAAGUUCAAAAUCAGCUACGUCAGUUGGUUUCUUCAUUCAUUUGUUUUGUCGGGCCGGCAGUUGUACUUUUUUGUAAACAAUCCCAUGCAAGACACCAUAGCGUGCUAGGCUGUCUGAGAGUUCUCAAACUGACACUGGGCCAGCCACCCUUUGAUCCAUUUCAGCCAGUAUUCUAGUUUAAACAAGCAUGUAGGCUCCUGUAUUAUAAAAAAGAACCAUUUUCAAGUUGUGUCAGCUAUGAACGUUACAGUAGUGAAAUGUAAUUGUAAUUGACAUAGCUAGACAACAAUACUGAGGUGCAACAAUAGCGCCAAUAUCUGCAGUGCGAAAACUGGCUAACUAGUUUUACUUACCAGUAGACAGCUAGCUGGCUUUCGUGAUUCAUUGGCAAUGUCCUAGUGGAUGGUAUUGAAGGCAUCUCCCGACGUCCUGGGGAGCUGGACAAAUGUUGAAUACUGAAGUGGAUCUGGUGUGACCUGCCUGGAAUACUUUUAUACUGUACUGUAUACGAAUGCCUAAGCCUCCUAUGUAUCCAUAUGGGAGAGUGUUUAGUACAGUGUUGCGUACAAGACCCUGGUUACACACGCAGCCCAAUUCAGAUCUUUUGCCAAUUAUUUGCAUAUCUGAUGCCUUUCUUUCCCCUAAUGUGUAAACAGCAACAACAACAAAAAAACACAUGUUUCUGAUCUUUUCAGUUCUGAUUUAUACCACCUCCAUAAUGGCUGCGUUUCAACAUGCAGCCCAAUUCUUUUUUUCCACUAAUUAUCCUUUUGACCAAUCACAUCAAGCUGAUCUGAUUGGUCAAAAGCAGCCAGGUCAUCUGUGAUAAAAGUCAGUAUUCGACGUCCAUCCAGGACGUUGGGAGAUGGCGUGGAAACCAGCCACUAGGGGCAACAGUGAGUGCUGUUACCUUGAAGUAGGUUUCGGUUUUGAUGGGGCGUUGUGGACAGGGAGCAUCUGCCUCUGGUGCCAAAGGUUGCAUGUUCGAAUCCAUCAAUAAAAAGUUGUUUUUGAGAUUUUAGUUUUAAGCAUAUCCCAAACCUUAACCCUUAUCAUAACCAUUCGGAGUUAAUACCUAACCUAAAAAUGUCGGGGUUAAUGCCUAAACUUAACCUUAAACACUUUGAAAUUUGACGUUUGGAACAACUUAAACAUGGAUGAACGUCUAAUUCUUAUGUGAGACUGAGAGCUAGUUGGUCAAAAGACCAACUAAUGAAAAAAAUAUCAGAAUUGCUUAUCUAAAUGCAGCCUACUGUAAGUGGAUCUCAAUCCCGACCCUCCAUAUGCAGCCUCUGUCUGGAUACUCAGAUCUGGGUAUUUUUGCUCUGAUAUGUUUUUAUUUUUUUCACAUGACCUGCCCUUACUAUGACAACCACUCCAAAAUGUUAAGGAACACUGACAGGAAAUGAGCAUGGUAUCUGUGUGCUACUUCAGAGGCUACAUCAGUGUGAAUGCACUAAUCUGAUAUUAGUCACAUGUAAAACUGAGUGUGGAUAGUCAGGAAAAAUGAUUUGAUAUAGAAAGAAAAUCAGAUUUGGGUUCUUAGGGUGGCUGUGGAAACACAGCCUAACGCUUUUAACACACUGACUGCAGCAUCAUCUAGAUAUGUGUGCAACAAAAGUUCAACAUUUACCUUCUGCUACCAUUUCUGUCAACCCGUUUACACAUACAGUUUGACGCAUACGUUCGAUAAAUCCAACGUAUGUAUCACACAGAACACACCGCAGCUGCUUCUGCAACGCAUUGCUGCAAGGCAAGCGCAGAGUUCCAUUGGAAAUGAAUGAACUUCUGGUGUACCAAAACGCAAUGAUGCAGUCGGUGUGUUCAAAGCGUUAGACUCAUAAUGAACCAUUCACACAUCACUCCGGUGACUCUCCUAGCUACUAAUUGGCUAAUUAGAGACAGUAUACUGUAUGCAAGUGAUUAUCUGUCAUUAGGUAUUCUGAGGAACUCAGGGAUUACAUUGUGAAUUUGUGAAGUUUACAUCCAGAGAUGUACAGUGCCUUCAGAAAGUAUUCAGACCCCUUGACUUUUUCCAAAUGUACAGCCUUAUUCUAAAAUUGAUUAAAUAAAUAAAAAUCCUCAGCAAUCUACACACAAUACCCCAUAAUGACAAAGCAAAAACGUUUUUUGCUAAUUUAUAUAUAUUUUUUAAACCCGGAAAUAUCACAUUUACAUAAGUAUUCAGACCUUUUACUCAGUAAUUUGUUGAAGCACCUUUGGCAGCGAUUACAACAUUACAGCGAUUACAGCAUCAAGUCUUCUUGGGUAUGACGCUACAAGCUUGGCACACCUGUAUUUGGGGAGUUUUUCCCAUUCUUCUCUGCAGAUCCUCUCAAGCUCUAUCAGGUUGGAUGGGGAGCGUUGCUGCACAGCUAUUUUCAGGUCUCUCCAGAGAUGUUAGAUCGGGUUCAAGUCCGGGCUCUGGCUGGGCCACUCAAGGACCUUCAGAGACUUGUCCCGAAGCCACUCCUGCGUUGUCUUGGCUGUGUGCUUAGGGUCGUUGUCCUGUUGGAAGGUGAACCUUCGCCCCAGUCUGAGGUACUGAGCGCUAUGAAGCAGGUUUUCAUCAAGGAUCUCUCUGUACUUUGCUCCGAUCAUCUUUCCCUCGAUCCUGACUAGUCUCGCAGUCCCUGCUGCUGAAGAACAUCGCCACAGCAUGAUGCUGCCGCCACCAUGCUUCACCGUAGGGAUGAAGUUUCCCCCAUUUACAUUUAAAUUUUCGUCAUUUAGCAGUCGCUCUUAUCCAGAGCGACUUACAAAUUGGAAAAUAUUUACAUUUUAGUCAUUUAGCAGACGCUCUUAUCCAGAGCGACUUACAGUUAGUGAGUACAUACAUUUUCAUACUUUUUCAUACUGGCCCCCCAUGGGAAUCGAACCCACAACCCUGGCGUUGCAAACGCCAUGCUCUACCAACUGAGCUACACGGGACCUCCAGACGUGACGCUUGGCAUUCAGGCCAAAGAGUUCAAUUUUGGUUUCAUCAGACCAGAGAAUCUUGUUUCUCAUGGUCUGAGAGUCUUUGGGUGCCUUUUGGCAAAUUCCAAGCGGGCUGUCAUGUGCCCUUUACUGAGGGGUGGCUUCUGUCUGGCCACUCUACCAUAAAGGUCUGAUUGGUGGAGUGCUGCAGAGAUGGUUGUCCUUCUGUAAGGUUCUCCUAUCUCCACAGAGGAACUCUUGAGCUCUGUCAGAGUGACCAUCGGGUUCUUGGUCACCUCCCUGACCAAGGCCCUUCUCCUCCGAUUGCUCAGUUUGGCCGGGCGGCCAGCUCUAGGAAGAGUCUUGGUGGUUCCAAACUUCUUCCAUUUAAGAAUGAUGGAGGCCACUGUGUUCUUAGGGACCUUCAAUGCUGCAGAAAUAUUUUAGUACCCUUCCCAAAAUCUGUGCCUCGACACAAUCCUGUCUCGGAGCUCUACGGACAAUUCCUUUGACCUCAUGGUUUGCUUUUGCUGUGGGACCUAAUACAGACAGGUGUGUGCCUUUCCAAAUCAAGUCCAAUCAAUUCAAUUUACCACAGGUGGACUCCAAUCAAGUUGUAGAAACAUCUCAUGGAUGAUCAUUGGAAACAGGAUGCACCUUAGCUCCAUUUUGAGUCUCAUAGCAAAGGGUCUGAAUACUUAUGUAAAUAAGGUAUUUUAGGUUUUAUAUUUGUAUAUACAUUUGCAAGAAUUUCUAAAAACCUGUUUUCACUUUGUCAAUAUGGGGUAUUGUGUGUAGAUUGCUGAGGAUUUUUAUUUAUUUAAUCCAUUUUAGAAUAAGGCUGUAAUGUUUCCAAAUGUGGAAAAAGCCAAAGGGUCUGAAUACUUUCUGAAGGCACUGUAUUUAGUCUUAUUUUCUGAUCCCUCUGUCUCCUGCUUGUUAAUAAGGAUCUGUUACUGAGACAAGACGUAAACCACAGUCAGUUUUUUACAUCAAUGAACAGUAGUGCUGAGUGAUUAGUGCUUUUUGAGGUUGGUUCGGUCACGCACACACAAACACAUGUUAAGCCUCUUCCUCACAGCAGCCAUGCUCAGUGCAGCCCCAGAAAGGACAAUCUAGAGCAAGGCCAAACCGUUAACUUAGCUCAGCCAAGUGUACUAGCACUCAGACAAAUGAGCUGUAAUGACUGGGGGACGUUUACUCCCACUCUAUACACACACACACACACACACACACACACAGAGAGAGAGUCACAUUCUACACAUACAGUGCUUGGGCCCAGCUAUAUGCUCACCACACAUUUACUUUAACAUAUACCGGCUAGAGCAGGGGGAAGGUCUGAAAUGAGAUUCUCAUCUCUGUGACCAUUUGCACUUUCUGUACACUAAUAUAACAUUCACGAGCCACAAGCCCAGCAUCUACACAGGAAAUGAUUAAACCACACACAGAUACACACGCACUCACAGCACCUGCAAGAGAGGAGAGCGCACACAAACCGCAUUGGAGCAGGUCUGAACUGGUUAAGCACUGACUUUUAUCAUGGUUUAGACUCAAACGCCUGCAGACCCAGUAGCUGUCCAGGAGGAGGGUAACCUUAAAACAGUAAUAGUCAUUAUGUCAAAUACAAUCAGUAAAGAGAGUGGCCUGCAGACCUAGGAAACUGAAGAUAUUGGGAAGACUAUAUAAAGAUGUUAAAGUCAGACUCUGACUUUAACACACACGCACACACACAAACACACACACUCUUGAAGUCCUACAUUUGGAGUGGUGACAUCAUCAUCUUAUUCACACUUCUUGUCCCCCUCGGCCCUCUGGGGAAAAGACACAAGCCCCACUGAGACAGAGGCACUACUGAGACAGAAAUGAGAACUACACACACACACGCACACAACUGACUCACACUAGACUCACAACUGCACAGGAGCACAGAGAAGAUCAUAAGAUGAUAUAUCAUACUAUUCGGUUCUGUCUGUCGCCUUUCGACUGAAGCACCGACCGAAUUCACACACCGACUUCGCAUUUACGUCGCCUAGCUCUGACUAGAGCCCUGUUUCAGCCAAUAAUUUAAUUUAUUUCUCAUUUCACUUGAGUGAUAGGACUUGAAAUGUGUGAAUUUGGAAUGCAAUUAUAGGGUUUGUUAUUUUGGGUAGUUGCGAGCAUAUGCAUGGGUAUUUGUGUACGUGCUAGUGUCCAGCUCCUGGUUUGAGUGAUUAUUCAUGCUGGUUUGUUUUAAAGAGCCAAUGUAGCGUGAUAUUACUCUGUGCUACGGUCUAAAGAGAAAAGCGGCACGGUCUGGACCGCUUGAGAAUGGCUGAGACACACACACUAUGAAGCCGAAGCUUCGGAAAUGCCUUCAGCAUAUCAUGAUAAUAUCUAAUCUCUUGCAAUGUCGGAAGAUGUAGGAGAGAGUAGAAUAGAAGAUAACGGUGGAGACGUUGAUGUUUCUGGGUCUUAUUGGUGAAAGUUUGAACAAAUACAUCAUUUUCAGAUUAUACAUUUAAAUGGUACCGUAGCUAGUAUAUCCAGUGCAGUGAAUAUCAACCCCCUGGCUGUUGGCAUGACGACACAGCUUUCUGACCACUGACCAGAGGAUCAAGUACUGGCUGGCUGAUUUGGCUCAGUUUCUUCCAAGAGCUCUAGAUUAUGCAGUGUACUGAACACACACACAAACACCAAAUCCACACAUGCAAUGGUUUUCACAUAACCAGGCUGGAUGAUUGUGAUGAAUAUUGUAUGAGGCUGUAGAGUCUUAGGUAGGUUAAACGGUCACAUUUUGUGUGUGUGUGUGUGUGUGUGUGUGUGUGUGUGUGUGUGUGUGCUGGCAGAGUGCCUGCUAGUGCUGAGUCCCUGUCCCAUUGUGCCGGUCUUUCAGGGCCUGGCUAGAGUCCCCUCACAGCAGGCCACAAAUGCACACACCAACACACACCCACAUGCUACUACACACAUACACACACUAAUACACACACACCCACACACAUACACACCCUGAGAAUACCCUUAGAGCACACACUUACUUAGACUGAAACACACUCCCUGAUUCUUUGCCAGAAUACCCUCACAGUAGGGGCCACACACACACACACACACACACACACAAACACACACACACACACAUACACACUGUAUCUGAGGCCCCUGGCCUCUUGAUCCUCACCAUACCAAAUUACCUUCCUGGGAGAAAGAGCAUAAGGUUAGGAGAAAGGAGGAGGAGAGGGAGGGAGUGAGAGGGCAGAGAGAAAAGGGGAGAGUGGGGCUUAGUGAGAUAUGAGAGGGAUUGAGGGGAAAGAAUGAGGGUCAAAGAGGAAGAGGACAGGGCAAUGGGAGAGAUCAAGGUGAGAUAUACAGAGAAUGGAUAGAGAGAGCAAGGUUGAACUGUGGAAUAAAUAGGAGAAGAGAUAAAGAUAAGAGCAGGAGGAGAUAAAAAAAACAGAGGAAGCAGGCCUGAGAAGGGUUUAGCCGUCGGGGGGGAAAGAGGAGAUAGCAGGGGCACAGCAUGGAGGAGAACAAGGAGAGACCGAGGAGGCAAAGUGUGUGUGUGCAGUGGUGGGGAAAAGUACCCAGUUGUCAUACUUGAGUUAAAGUAAAGAUACAGUACCUUAAUAGGAAAUUACUCAAGUAAAAGUGAAAGUCACCCAGUAAAAUACUACUACAGUAAAAAAAGUAUUUGUUUUUAAAUAUACUUAAGUAUCAAAAGUAAAUGUAAUUGCUAAAAUAUACUUACAGUGCUUUCGGAAAGUAUUCAGACUCUGUCCUUUUUUCCACAUGUUGUUACUUUACAGCCUUAUUCUAAAAUUGAUUAAAUACCUUUUUUUCCUCAUUAAUCUACACACAACACCCCAUAAUGACAAAGUCAAUAAAUGUUUGUUUUUUAAACAGAAAUACCUUAUUUACAUAAGUAUUCAGACCCUUUGCUAUGAGACUCAAAAUUGAGCUCAGGUGCAUCCUGUUUCCAUUGAUCAUCCGUGAGAUGUUUCUACAACUUGAUUGGAGUCCACCUGUGGUAAAUUCAAUUGAUUUGACAUGAUUUGGAAAGGAACACACCUGUCUAUAUUAGGUCCCACAGUUGACAGCAUGUCAGAGCAAAAACCAAGCCAUGAGGUUGAAGGAAUUGUCCGUAGAGCUCAGAGACAGGAUUGUGUCGAGGCACAGAUCUUGGGAAGGGUACCAAAACAUUUCUGCAACAUUGAAGGUCCCCAAGAACACAGUGGCCUCCAUCAUUCUUAAAUGGAAGAAGUUUGGAACCACCAAGACUCUUCCUAGAGAUGGCCACCUGGCAAAACUGAGCAAUAGGGGGAGAAGGGCUCAAUUUUGAGUCUCAUAGCAAAGGGUCUGAAUACUUAUGUAAAUAAGGUAUCUGUUUUUUAUUUUUAAUACAUUUGCUAAAAUAUAUAAAAACCUGUUUUCGCUUUGUCAUUAUGGGGUAUGGUGUGUAGAUUGAUGGAAAAAUGUAAUUUAAUCAAUUUUAGAAUAAGGCUGUAACGUAACAAAAUUUGGAAAACGUGAAGGGGUCUGAAUACUUUCCGAAUGCACUGUAAAUAGGCUUUCUAGGGCAGACCAGGGCUUUUGGCGCCGCUAGGUUGCUACGCAGUAGCCGACCAACAAAGCUCAUGACUUCACGCUCCAGACCGGACACUGGGGGCCUGGAGUAGGGUUGCAAAGAAUUUUGGUAACUUUCAAGGAAUAAUUGUAAUUGUAAUUUUACCAGAUGAUAUCUAGUGGCCUUUUUGGGUAUUUCCGAUUAUCACAGGUGUCUGUAAUUAUCGCUGGCCCUCUGUGUGGCCUUAUCAUAUGUAAAAUAUUUUAACAUAAAAAACAGAAUGACAAAGCUGUAAAACAUGAUCAUAAAUAUAAAUCAUAAACUAAGUGAAUACCAUUGGUGUUUAAUAUGAUAUAAUGCCAUAGAUUACCGUAAUUACAAAAGAUUCCGAUAACUUUGGUCAAUUACGGGUAGCUUUCAGCCAUAGGUUGGAGCAAAGAGACGAGCGGUGUGGUUGGUUGUGUGUGUGUGUUCUACCGAUGCUAUGCUCAGCAGGUGGGCAGCUCACCUCGCAGAGUUCCCGCCCCCCCCCCCGCCUCUCCCUUUACUCUCAUGGUCACGACACGGGAAAUAAACCACAAGCUGUCAGCAUUUCAGUUAUCCCUCCAUCCUCCCCUCCAUCUUUCCAUCCCUCCCUCCAUCCACCCUUCUCCCCCACUGUCGUUUCAGUAGCUGACUGACAGCCGCCCCUGUGUGGGUCUGUUGUCAAGGAGAGUGUACUGUCUCACAACCCCUCAGAGGACAUUUUAGCCACACAUAGAUUGAUAGAGAGAUGGAGAGAGAGGGAGCGAGAUAUUUUUUCACCUCCCUAACGAGCUGAGAAGCGUCUCUCAGCUUGACCUCAGGGAGCAGGGGUCAAGAGGCUACCGUCCAGAUGUCAUGUUCACUAGCAAAAACAUUCUGCAAUGGGAAAAACUAAAAUGAGAGUUGCUUGUCUUGGCAGUUACUCCCCUGUCCCUGGUGUAUGCAUGAACCUUCAGGUUUUUAUAAUGUUGUAAAGAGAACAAGGAUCUAAACAUAUACACUACCGGUCAAAGGUUUUAGAAUACCUACUCAUUCAAGGGUUUUUCUUAAUUUUUUACUAUUUUCUACAUUGUAGAAUACUAGUGAAGACAUCAAAACUAUGAAAUAACACAUAUGGAAUCAUGUACAGUGAGGGUAAAAAGUAUUUGAUCCCCUGCUGAUUUUAUAUGUUUGCCCACUGACAAAGAAAUGAUCAGUCUAUAAUUUUUAUGGUAGGUUUAUUUGAACAGUGAGAGACAGAAUAACAACAAAAAAAUCCAGAAAAACGCAUGUAAAAUUUUUUAUGAAUUGAUUUGCAUUUUAAUGAGGGAAAUAAGUAUUUGACCCCUCUGCAAAACAUGACUUAGUACUUGGUGGCAAAACCCUUGUUGGCAAUCACAGAGGUCAGACGUUUCUUGUAAUUGGCCACCAGGUUUGCACACAUCUCAGGGGGGAUUUUGUCCCACUCCUCUUUGCAGAUCUCCUCCAAGUCAUUAUGGUUUCGAGGCUGACAUUUGGCAACUCGAACCUUCAGCUCCCUCCACAGAUGUUCUAUGGGAUUAAGGUCUGGAGACUGGCUAGGCCACUCCAGGACCUUAAUGUGCUUCUUCUUGAGUCACUCCUUUGUUGCCUUGGCCGUGUGUUUUGGGUCAUUGUCAUGCUGGAAUACCCAUCCAUGACCCAUUUUCAAUGCCCUGGCUGAGGGAAGGAGGUUCUCACCCAAGAUUUGACGGUACAUGGCCCGUCCAUCGUCCCUUUGAUACAGUGAAGUUGUCCUGUCCCCUUAGCAGAAAAACACCCCCAAAGCAUAAUGUUUCCACCUCUAUGUUUGACGGUGGGGAUGGUGGUCUUGGGGUCAUAGGCAGCAUUCCUCCUCCUCCAAACACGGCGAGUUGAGUUGAUGCCAAAGAGCUCCAUUUUGGUCUCAUCUGACCACAACACUUUCACCCAGUUCUCCUCUGAAUCAUUCAGAUGUUCAUUGGCAAACUUGAGACGGGCCUGUAUAUGUGCUUUCUUGAGCAGGGGGACCUUGCGGGCGCUGCAGGAUUUAAGUCCUUCACGGCGUAGUGUGUUACCAAUUGUUUUCUUGGUGACUAUGGUCCCAGCUGCCUUGAGAUCAUUGACAAGAUCCUCCCGUGUAGUUCUGGGCUGAUUCCUCACCGUUCUCAUGAUCAUUGCAACUCCACGAGGUGAGAUCUUGCAUGGAGCCCCAGGCAGAGGGAGAUUGACAGUUAUUUUGUGUUUCGUCCAUUUGCGAAUAAUCGCACCAACUGUUGUCACCUUCUCACCAAGCUGCUUGGCGAUGGUCUUGUAGCCCAUUCCAGCCUUGUGUAGGUCUACAAUCUUGUCCCUGACAUCCUUGGAGAGCUCUUUGGUCUUGGCCAUGUUGGAGAGUUUGGAAUCUGAUUGAUUGAUUGCUUCUGUGGACAGGUGUCUUUUAUACAGGUAACAAGCUGAGAUUAAGAGCACUCCCUUUAAGAGUGUGCUCCUAAUCUCAGCUUGUUACCUGUAUAAAAGACACCUGGGAGCCAGAAAUCUUUCUGAUUGAGAGGGGGUCAAAUACUUAUUUACCUAAUUAAAAUGCAAAUCAAUUUAUAACAUUUUUGACAUGCGUUUUUCUGGAUUAUUUUGUUGUUAUGCUGUCUCUCACUGUUCAAAUAAACCUACCAUUAAAAUUAUAGACUGAUCAUUUCUUUGUCAGUGGGCAAACGUACAAAAUCAGCAGGGGCUCAAAUACUUUUUUUCCUCACUGUAGUAACCAAAAAAGUGUUAAACAAAUCAAAAUAUAUUUUAUAUUUGAGAUUCUUCAAAGUAGCCACCCUUUGCCUUGAUGACAGCUUUGCACACUCUUGGCAUUCUCUCAACCAGCUUCAUCUGGAAUGCUUUUCCAACAGUCUUGAAGGAGUUCCCACAUAUGCUGAGCACUUGUUGGCUGCUUUUCCUUCACUCUGCGGUCCGACUCAUCCCAAACCAUCUCAAUUUGGUUGAGGUCAGGGGAUUGUGGAGGCCAGGUCAUCUGAUGCAGCACUCCAUCACUCUCCUUCUUGGUAAAAUAUCCCUUACACAGCUUGGAGGUGUGUUGGGUCAUUGUCCUGUUGAAAAACAAAUGAUAGUCCCACUAAACCCAAACCAGAUGGGAUGGCGUAUCGCUGCAGAAUGCUGUGGUAGCCAUGCUGGUUAAGUGUACCUUGAAUUCUAAAUAAAUCACAGACAGUGUCACCAGCAAUGCACCCCGUCCAUGCUUUACGGUGGGAAAUACACAUGCGGAGAUCAUCCGUUCACCCACACCGCGUCUCACAAAGCCACGGCGGAUGGAACCAAAAAUCUCCAAUUUGGACUCCAGACCAAAGGACACAUUUCCACCGGUCUAAUGUCCAUUGCUCGUGUUUCUUGGCCCAAGCAAGUCUCUUCUUAUUAUUGGUUUCCUUUAGUAGUGGUUUCUUUGCAGCAAUUCAACCAUGAAGGCCUUAUUCACACAGUCUCCUCUGAACAGUUGAUGUUGAGAUGUGUCUGUUACUUGAACUCUGUGAAGCAUUUAUUUGGGCUGCAAUUUCUGAGGCUGCUAACUCUAAUGAACUUAUCCUCUGCAGCAGAGGGAACUCUGGGUCUUCCAUUCCUGUGGUGGUCCUCAUGAGAGCCAGUUUCAUCAUAGCGCUUGAUGGUUUUUGUGACUGCACUUGAAGAAACGUUCAAAGUUGAAAUUUUCCGUAUUGACUGACCUUCAUGUCUUAAAGUAAUGAUGGACUGUCUUUUCUCUUUGCUUAUUUGAGCUGUUCUUGCCAUAAUAUGGACUUGGUCUUUUACCCUACCUUGUCACAACACAACUGAUUGGCUCAAACGCAUGAAGAAGGAAAGAAAUUCCACAAAUUCACUUUUAAGAAGUCACACCUGUUAAUUGAAAUGCAUUCCAGGUGACUACCUCAUGAAGCUGGUUGAGGGAACGCCAAGAGUUUGCAAAGCUGUCAUCAAAGCAAAGGGUGGAUAUUUGAAGAAUCUCAAUUAUAAAAUAUAUUUUGAUUUGUUUAACACUUUUUUGGUUACUACAUGAUUCCAUACGUGUUAUUUCAUAGUUUUCAUGUCUUCACUAGUAUUCUACAAUGUAGAAAUAUAGUAAAAAUAAAGAAAAACCCUUGGAUGAGUAGGUGUUCUGAAACUUUUGAAUGGUAGUGUAUGUUCAACCAAUACAUGAUGUCUGUCCCAUUAUGUGUCAAGAUGGUUGGCAUUUACCUAAGAGCAGAGAAUAUACCAUCAGCAGUACUAUAUAUCAGCUGAAUGUAUGAUCUAAACACAUGUUCACUCCAUAUAUUACAUGUACUGUAGACAUACAUGUUUGGCAUUUAACUCAGGACUAAGAAUCACACAUUCAGCAAUACUGUAAAAGCACUAUAUCAGUUGGAUAUAUGCCUGCAAAUAGUACCUGGUGGUUGUGCUGUUGCCACUCUGAAUACCUCAGAAUUGCACUCAGCAUUAAAUCUAUUUUUACACUGCUCUUAUCUCAUCCUCCUACACAAAAUAUACAUGUUGUCACUAUUUCCCUGUGUUAAUAAUCAGUCAGUGUUCGUUCGCCCAUAUCUUUUUUGUAGUUACAAUGGCAUCACAUAUUCAUAUUAUUCGGUAAAGCUCUGGUAAAUAUGGGCCCAUUUGCAAUUCAACUGCCCUCUUAAUCCUUGAAAGAAGAAGCAGUGCAUUUUCCCAGCCAUCCUAUCCCAGUUUAAGUAGUAUGUCAUAGAUAUACAGUGAGGGAAAAAAGUAUUUGAUACCCUGCUGAUUUUGUAUGUUUGCCCACUGACAAAGACAUGAUCAGUCUAUAUUUUAAUGGUAGGUUUAUUUGAACAGUGAGAGACAGAAUAACAAAAAAAAAAAACGCAUGUCAAAGAUGUUAUAAAUUGAUUUGCAUUUUAAUGAGGGAAAUAAGUAUUUUACCCCCUCUCAAUCAGAAAGAUUUCUGGCUCCCAGAAAUCUCUAGUGGCACAGUUAGCACUGCGAUGCAGUGCCUUAGACCACUGCGCCACUUUCUUAGCUACAGUAUACAUAUCUCCCUGGCAUAUUACAUCAUUUAUGCAGCAGCAUACAAGACAUUUUUGGACUCACCUUGUUGAGCUGUGCUCACUUAAACAGGAAGGUGGCGCGGCAGUCCAUUGUGGGCAAAUUUUGUCAUCAAACUUUGUCAUCAAAGUCUGUCAUUCUCUGGAUUUAUGGUGGGAAUUCGGGAGAAAAAAAAACACAGCCACUCCACUGAAUAGCAGGCUAGUGAUUGCUUUGCAAUGCUUGCAGUUAGCCACUGAUUCCUUCCAAACCAGUCAUUGUUGAAUUUGCGAUUUCCAACUUGUUGUUUAAUGUCCGAUGGCCGAUGAGCACCGAUACGUUUUAUCUAUAAUGUCUCUUCAUUAUUUCUCUUCAUAUGACAAGGAUUAGCCAGUAGAUUGUCAAUUUGAUUCAUGAUGAUGACUGCUAGCUAAGACUUUGAAAGUAAGCUGUUGACAUGAUCAGUCCAAUCAACGUUACUGUACAUAUAAGAGACAAAUGUAAGAUGAUUUGACAUCAUUUUAUCUGUGGACAAUGACCUUGAGUCUUCUUGGAAGAGCACUUACAUUUAAAAUUUUAAAAUUUUAGUCAUUUAGCAGACACUCUUAUCCAGAGCGACUUAGUUAGUGAGUGCAUACAUUUUUCAUACUAGCCCCCCGUGGGAAUCGAACCCACAACCCUGGCGUUGCAAACGCCAUGCUCUACCAACUGAGCUACACGGGGCCUACACUUCUAAUGUAACUCUAUGUCAGGACCCAAACGGCGUACAUUUUCGAUGUCUACGCUUACUAAGGACUUAGACAUGGCGGUGAUUGUUUUGCUAAAAAUGUGGGGCUCAAAACAGGUGGGGCUCUCACCUGCCCUGAAUGAUGGGUCGCCACUGCACAUUGUCUAUCUGCUGUUGAGGGCUAAGAGGCCUGGAGAAACACGUGGUGUUUUUGUACAGCUUAUGACGAGACACCCGCACACACACAAACUACACAUCACUAGCAUCUUCUGCCAACAGUAGUGUGUGUGUGUGUGUGUGUGUGUGUGUGUGUGUGUGUGUGUGUGUGUGUGUGUGUGUGUGUGUGUGUGGAGAUGAGAUGCUGGUAGUGUCCUGAACACAUGGUUGAGCACUGAACAUGAAGAGAAUACUUAUACUCACAGAGAUCUCACUGAUAAAAAUACACACACACACACACACAAACACAAACACACACACAGGUUAAUGGAUGUGCUGCGCUGAAUGCCCACUCCUUGAGAUGAGACCCAGAAUUCAAAUGCUGUGUUUUGUAGUGCUGCUGUUCUUGAAUACCCACACAUUGAUUUAGCAUAUUGAUUUAGUAAGGGAUUGAGGGCAUGCUGUGAGUUUCACUAGCACCUAGAGAGAAGUGAUGUGCUAUCUGUGGGAAUGGAGAAGAGAGGAGGCCAGAGAGGAGAGAGAGCGCAAACUGGAGAAAUAAAAGUGUGGAGAGAGAGAGGUGUUAUCUGUGGGGACGGAGGGAGAGGGAGGGAGGGAGAGGGAGGUAGGGGGGGAGAGGGAGAGAGAGAGAAAGAGGGAGGGAGGGAGGGAGAGAGGGAUGGAUGGAGAUAGGGGUGUUAUCUGUGGAAAUGGAAAGAGGGAGAAAGAGAGGCGAGCCUCACGUGUCCAGCCUUCCAAAAUCCUGUCUCUUAUGCCGAUGUUGGCAACAAUUUAGCUGUCCCAGACACGUUUUUGAGAUCUGAGACAAAAUCCCCAUGUCGUUGCCUACUUGGGGGCGCGCGGCCGUCAUUGACGGUCGUUUAAUGUGAGCGGGUCAAAGACGCAAUCUGAGGGCUACCUUGCUGUCUCGAUAUUUUGAAACAGGUUCGAUUUUAUCGACACAAAAUCUGCAACACUCUUCUAGUGUGAGAUGUGCGACGAAAAGUUUUGGGAACGGUGAUCAGCAAUAGCCAAUGAGAGCUCGCCAGUGAGACGACCUGUUUCCCAGAAUGUGUAGACUCUCGAGCAGGGGCGAUGACUGCUACUGGUAUGAAUUUGUACUUGCCUUAAACCAAAGCGUCAAAUCGGUACAGCUCUGAUGUUCACAAGCAAUGUUAUUCAAUUCAAAAUGUUGGCUAGAUUGUUUAACUAUGUAUGGAAAGCGUGAACGUCUGAGUUAACGUUUAUUAAGGCAGGUAUGAGCCACAGCUCGUAGCUAUUACAUUAAAUCACAUUGUUUUCGCGAGACAGAAUGGUAUCGAGAAUCCUCAAGACCAAGUGAAGAAUCUUGUAGUGUGUCUGUGUCACAUCGUUUAGUGUGCGCACCACUACGUUGGCAACACACAAAAAAACUACAGGAAAGAUGGUCGUUUAAUGUGAGAGUCUCAGCGAUGUUAGGAUUUUGAAAGACGUGUAGUGUCCACCUGGUUUACGUGAGAAGCCUGGGCUUUUGAGGCAGCCAUAACCCAUUUGAGAAACGAUGUGCCUCUGAGCUGUCAUGUGGGACAUUCCCUCCAAUUUUCCUGACACAAAUGGACUAAUUGUUUGUUACAAACAUUGCUUGAACCUAACUAUCCUAUCACUAUAUAAAUUGCACUGUAAAUAAAUAGCAUAUGUUUUUGCACAUGAACUUCCGACUCCAAACCAACUAAAUAGAUUGCUGGGGUCCUCUAUCUUAACAGAAACUCACUCACAAAAUAAAUAUUCUCACCAUAUGGUACUGCAAGCACAUGUUUAACAAGUUUCUCUUUGUCUCCUCUCUCCCUCUCAUUUCCUCUCCCUCUCCCUCUCCCUCUCCCUCUCCCCUCCCCUCCCAUCCCCUCCCCUCCCCUCCCCUCCCCUCCCUCUCCCUCUCCCCCUCCCCCUCCCUCUCCCCCUCCCCCUCCCUCUCUCUCCCUCUCCCUCUCCCUCUCCCUCUCCCUCUCCUCUCCCCUCCCUCCCCUCCCCUCCCCUCCCUCUCCCUCUCCCUCUCCCUCCCACACCUCACGCCUCCCUUCCUCUCUUCUCUCUCCCCCUCACCCCCCUAGGUGUGGCGGAGGUAAUAGUGUUAAUAGGUGGUCGCCAGGCCAUCGGUAUGAACCAGCGGUCUCUGACGGCGGUGACAUGUUUUAACCCUCAGAACAGUAAGUGGUACCCACUGGCCAGCCUGCCCUUCUACGACAGAGAGUUAUUCAGCGUCAUCUCAGCAGGGGACAACAUCUACCUGUCAGGUAGGCUAAUGAUGGGGACUGCCACAAACACACACAUAUGCAUGCAUGGACACACACACACACACACACACACACACACAUUCUUACAUAGUGUUAACAUUAAUAUUCUUCCUAUUAUUUUAGAACUAUAUUCCUCCAGAGUUCUGUCUGUUCUCUCUUCCACACUCCUACACAGAGUUAGACCUUGACAUUGGACUGUGAAACAGCACUACUAGGAUUCGUCCUGCUGCAUGUUCCCCUCUACCUCAUUUCAUAUAAAUGUAAAUGUGUGUUGGGCCGGUGGACCUAGCCUAUGUGUCUGUGGGGAGGCAGGCAGUCAGUGGGGAAAUCAGCAGUGUACAGUAGUACUAACCAUGGCUGAGAACUGUGUGUGUCCCUGCAGAGAAUGGAUGAAAUGUCCACUCAGUUUGCUGCUUUCAAACCAAGCUACACUACAUAGACAAAUAUUGGCAGUAGAAUGGCCCGUACUGAAGAGCUCAGUGACUUUCCACGUGGCACCGUCAUAGGAUGCCACCUUUCCAACAAGUCAGUUCGUCAAAUUUCUGCCCUGCUAGAGCUGCCCCGGUCAACUGUAAGUGCUGUUAUUGGGAAGUGCAAAUAUCUAGGAGCAACAACGGCUCAGGUGCGAAGUGGUAGGCCACGCAAGCUCACAGAACGGGACCACCGAGUGCUGUAGCGUGUAAAAAUCGUCUGUCCUCGCUCGCAACACUCACUACGGAGUUCCAAACUGCCUCUGGAAGCAACGUUUGCACAAGAACUGUUCUUCGGGGGCUCCAUGAAAUGGGUUUCCAUGGCCGAGCAGCCCACACAAGCCUAAGAUCACCAUUCGCAAUGCCAAGCGUCGGCUGGAGUGGUGUAAAGCUCGCCGCCAUUGGACUAUGGAGCAGUGGAAAUGCGUUCUCUGGAGUGAUGAAUCACGCUUCACCAUAUGGCAGUCCGACAGACAAAUCUGGGUUUGGUGGAUGCCAGGAGAACGCUACCUGCCUGAAUGCAUAGUAAUAUAAUAUAAUAAUAUAAUAUGCCAUUUAGCAGACGCUUUUAUCCAAAGCGAUUUACAGUCAUGUGUGCAUACAUUUCUACGUAUGGGUGGUCCCGGGGAUCGAACCCACUACCCUGGCGUUACAAGCGCCAUGCUCUACCAAUUGAGCUACAGAGGACCAAAUGUAAAGUUUGGUGGAGGAGGAAUAAGGGUCUGGGACUGUUUUUCAUGGUUCGGGCUAGGCCCCUUAGUUCCAGUGAAGGGAAAUCUUAAUGCUACAGCAUACAGUGACAUUCUAGACGAUUCUGUGCUUCCAACUUUGUGGCAACAGUUUGGGGAAGGCCCUUUCCUGUUUCAGCAUGACAAUGCCCCCGUGCACAAAGCGAACUCCAUACAGAAAUGGUUUGUCAAGAUCGGUGUGGAAGAACUUGACUGGCCUGCACAGAGCCCUGAACUCAAUCCCAUCAAACACCUUUGGGAUGAAUUGGAACGCCGACUGCGAGCCAGGCCUAAUCGCCUAACAUCAGUGACUGACCUCACUAAUGCUCUUGUGGCUGAAUGGAAGCAAGUCCCCGAAGCAAUGUUCCAACAUCUAGUGGAGGCUGUUUUAGCAGCAAAGGGGGGACCAACUCCAUAUUAAUGCCCAUGAUUUUGGAAUGAGAUGUUCGAUGAGCAGGUGCCCACAUACUUUUGCUUGUAACAAUAAGGGGUUGAAAUAAGGGUGGGUGUGGGGGAUGGUAUGUUGGUGGUACCUUGUUAUAUUUGCCCCCAGCUCACAACGAUUCAGUAAGUUUUUACUGGUUUCUAAUAAGUAAUAUCUUCAAUUCGAUAUUUUUAAAAUUUAUAUUACAUUUUUUGCUAGGGUCUGAUAUGAUGGUGGCUGACUUGUGUAUUAUGUGUGUGUGUUUAAGGUGGGACAGAGUCGGGUGUGACAGUAACUGACGUGUGGUGCUACAUGUCUCUAUUGGACAACUGGAACCUGGUGUCUCGUAUGACGGUGCCUCGCUGCAGACACAACAGUCUGGUGUAUGAUGGGAAACUCUAUACCAUUGGAGGGCUGGGCGUGUCAGGAAACCUGAACCAUGUAGAG